Cucumis sativus (cucumber) is the source of this 1540-nucleotide messenger RNA. Its product is annotated as protein FEZ. Lineage: Eukaryota; Viridiplantae; Streptophyta; Magnoliopsida; Cucurbitales; Cucurbitaceae. Gene Ontology annotation, biological process: regulation of DNA-templated transcription. The transcript is spliced from 3 exons. The coding region runs from base 224 to 1207 and encodes 327 amino acids. The record is from RefSeq and is a predicted model, not a curated record. Gene Ontology annotation, molecular function: DNA binding.
AAGGCAAAGUAAGGGUGUCCUCGCAAAACACAAAGUUGGCAUUAAAACCCAACCUUGAAACUCGGCUGAUCCUUCGGAGCUCUACACAAAAUCAAAUGCCCAUUAUAUAUUAACUUCUAGUGUACUGUUGUGCGCAUAUAUAUUAUAUAUAGAAGUAGUAGUGUUGUUGCGAUAAUCGUCAAAAGAAAGAAUUAAGAAGGUGAUCAGAGAGAGAAAUUAGAGAAUGGAAGAGAGAAACAAUGAAACAACUGGUAAUGAUGUAGAAGAAGAAGAAGAAGAGGAAGAAGUAAUAUUUCCACUUCCAGGGUUUAGGUUUCAUCCAACAGACGAAGAACUUGUUGGAUUUUACUUGAAAAGAAAGGUUCAAAAUAACCCCAUUUCAACGGAACUCAUAAGGCAACUAGACAUCUACAAAUACGAUCCAUGGGAUCUUCCAAAGUUAGCAUGGACAGGAGAGAAGGAAUGGUAUUUUUACUGCCAAAGAGAUAGAAAAUACAGAAAUAGUGCGAGACCAAACAGAGUGACAUCAGUUGGGUUUUGGAAAGCUACUGGAACUGAUCGUCCUAUUUAUUCAAAUUCCAAAUCCAAAAGCACUAUUAUUGGUUUGAAGAAAUCUCUUGUGUUCUACACUGGGAGAGCUUGUAAAGCCAUCAAAACUGACUGGAUGAUGCACGAGUUUCGGCUUCCCCAGUCACCACCAAAUGAGUCAUGGGUGAUAUGUCGAAUCUUCAAAAAAACCAACAUUUCCGCAGCACAAAGAGCUGCUUCUUCUGCCAUACCAAAACAACAUGAAACAAUGAGAGAAAAACCCACCAGUACCACCAUAGAUAUUCCAUUAUCUACCUAUGAUCCAUUUCACUAUUUUGAAGCAAAGCUUCCUGACCUUUCUGUUCCGAGUGAACCCUUUAUAACGGCCCCUCCUCCCAUGGAAAUGUCCGACAUUGCAAAAUCCGCUAUCGAUGUUUCCUCCAUCCUCUUCAAUAUAUCCUCUUCCUUGCUUGAAGACAACCCCAACGACCCUUUCACAUCAUUAUUUCACUCUCACAGUCAUGGUCAUAGUCACGGUCACCCUCACCCUCACCCUGACACCUUUUCCUCGAUCUCGACUUUACUACAUCAACAAAAUGCAUCAUUGUUAGAGUAUUCACACUACCCCGAUUUACCAUUGAGUAAUUUGAAUUCCAUUUGGGACAAGUUGAUGAAUUAACAAUGUAUCUCAUUAAUUAUGAGAAAAUUUUUAGUACUACGAUAGUAUCAUAACACUUCUUUUUGAAACAAGUACUAUGUAGUACUCAAAAUUUUCUCAUGCAUUGAUUGUUUGGUUUCAUUUUGGUGUUGAAAUUGAAUAUGUUCUUCUUUUUCUUUGGACUAUGACUUGCACGUGAUUGCUUCACUUAAAGUACAUUGAAAGCCAUCAUAUACAUAUUCUUCAUCUUUUUUCUCUGUCUCUUCCUUUGUACGUCUUCCCACGUUAAACUUGCUUUGGAAUGCGAUUCCUUGUGCUGCGUUGAAUUUAAUAGAAAUUUAUUUAAUAUCCAAA